AAUCAGUUCGACUCAGUCGCUGACCCCGCUGCGCGUCGCGCCUUCGAGCGGAUCACGCACGGCCGCCUGGUUCCGCGCUACAUGCUGCCCCACGUCGUGGCAACAAUCGAAGAUCGAAUCCAGUCGACUGACCCGUACAGGGUGGCGGCGACAUUGAGAGAACAGCUAUCGAUCCCUGGGGACGUCACGACUGCUCCUGCAGCUAGCGGCGCUAUUGAUGCUUCUGACACUCCAGUACGAGUACCAGCUCCAUCGCAUAUCCACCUAGGUACUUCUGCAAUAGAGGUUUCGGACGAGGUAAAGCAAGGAUUAGUGGAGCAUAUGCGAAACCAGAUUCUUGACCGUUUACAUGUUGGAAAUUCAUCAGCCAUGCUUGCCUUGAAUGAUCUGGCAUUAUGGAAUCAUGGCACUUUGCUACACCCCGCUCCCGAAAUGCGUGGUAGAUUCUUAGCACGCCGCCACGCUUAUCAGUUUCUUACCAGUAUCACACAUUUAUCUCACGCUGUGAUUCAGCAUCCAGGACGAGAUCAAAUGAGGUCCUCCAAGAGUCCUUCUGAUGCUGUAGCUGCGCCACCUGCCGCCGUGGUGACCACGAGGAAUUUGCAUCUUCAAGUAGAUGAUGUUGAAGGUGAUGGUUCGUCAUCAAGUGCUGCAUCUCCAGGAAAGCGCGCUCUUCCUUGCACACACGUUCUUGAGUGCAUACUUCGAGGGUUUCAGGGUCUGAAAUUAUUUGGAAUUUAUCCGGAGAUGACGUGGACUGGAUAUCGAGCUGUAAAAAGUACUAUCGUGCGGAAUGCGUCGACACCCUGGCGCCAGUUUGCCGAGAUGUUCGCGGCAAAGAUAGAGGCUCUUCUUUUGCAGCAAUUGCACUCACGCCUCAUGGAUAGUUCUCUACUACCCCCAACAUAUGGUCGACGAAGUGGUGCAGAACACGUUCUUGAAGUAGGGAAUGGACUACGAGAAAGCUGGGACAGCGAUAUCUUGGAGAGUCCAACAUUUAUGGGUUGUCUUCGUGAUGGUAACUUUCUUGACAGUUUUGAUCUGAGGUCUCUCCCAUAGAAAUAGUAGGGCUCGACUUUUUUGGCGUUGACCACUUAGACCUAGUACUAUAGGAAUACCAGUAAGCAUGUAGAGUUCCUUCGAUUCCUUGUACAAUUCAUCAAAUAAACAUGGCAACUUGAUAAACUUCAAAUAGAUCAUGCAAUACCAGCGCUAAAACCGACUAUCGUGUUGAUGGAGAAGCCUACACUAUUCGUUGGAAACAGAGUGACUGCGAAGCAAAAACGUUGGGUCGUUUUCCAUUCAUGAGUAAGAUUGAGGAGGCUGAAUGCAACUUGCAUAUUGUCCUUCGUGACCUCUUGGCAGCCGCACCACAACAAAAACGUAUCCGGGGAAAUCGAGAUGUUCAUCAGCUCAUUGGGCUGGGACGCGCAAUGCGAAAGGCAAGCGAAGCAGUGACUCCUGAUGUCGUGUUCGAUUUCUCAAAGCAGAAAGUGAAGUGGUCGAAACAUCUGGACGAAGUAGGCGCAAAAGUACAGGAAACCGAAAAGAAUCAAGUACGAUCUUCACAGUUCUACCUUUUUCGCUUGAGCGCGAUCGUCGAGCAGAUUAACGCGUUAUUCGACCUCUGGUGUCCGGAGCCUCUAGGCUUAGAGCAGAAGUUACUGAAACAAAGUGGUCGAGGUUUCUCGAUUUACGCUGACGUACAGGUCUUCGGCAGCCAUGGGCUGGUGACACCCUUUCUAAAAGUUCUAGCUGAGGAGAAUGAGCACCAGGCAGACCAGAACAGUGGUGAGACAACCGUAGAGAAAGGUGUUAGUGUUGGAAGAGCACGUAAAGACCAAUAUCGCCUUUUUGUCGAUUACACGAGUUUGCCGAUACUCGAUGCUCCACACACUACGCAUCUGUCGGAUCUGGCUAAAGCUCGAGCGGAACAAGUUGUGCGGAGUACGAGUCGAGUCUUUUCGGCGCCUAAUGCGGACUUUGCUGAAGAUCAUAAGGACAUCGUGCUUGGAAAGAUAUUUCAAGUACUAGACCUAGACCUGCCACCAGGACCAAGAGAGGACAUGGAAGGUGCGAAGCGAUCGAUUGCUAUCACCGAAGCCGAACGCAAGCACCAAGACCAACAGGUGGAGAGGAAGAAUCAUGAAAACGACCUGCAUCCUGAGAUCGAGCACCAGUCACCUUCUUCAAGUUCCAGAAAGAAGUUUUUUGUUGAGAUCGGUGUCGGGCCAGGUGGGAUCGAGCACAACACAAGGUUUCUCCGCACCUUUGCAGGCUGGGAGGGUUUGCUGUUGGACAGUCACUACUCUCUACCGCGUAUCAAUUUGCACCAAGAAAUCGUCACGGAGGACACCAUUCUUUAAGGGUUUCCGAAUUACAUUCCAGACUACCUUCAUCCUUGGCUCUUUUCCUGGUAGAAAAGAAGCCACGGAAAGCGACGCGCUGAGAAGUGUAAAAAUUCCGUAAAGAACUCUAAAUUCUUGACAUUCUCAACAAGUACAAAGUGCCAACUUCGAAAACGACUGGCUUGGAUCUUCUGAGUUUCGAUGUAGAUGGUAUGGAUUACCAUCUGUGCAGGAAGAUUUUGCUGGACCAGAGGUGGGCUGCACGGGUUAUCGUCGUAGAACAUGUCCACGGCUUUGCCUGGCCAAACGUCGCUGUACCUCUUGACCUGACACUCGUUCCGAAGAGGAUGAAAUCUGACGGUGAACAAGAACUCCAUCAUCAUGACCUCCUUGAUGAUCAAGAAAUAGAUAUAGACGAGUAUAAUACUAGUAGAAGUAGAAUAGAUAUAGAAGAGCAGCAACCUCUUCACCCCCAUAAGGAUGCUGGCGAAGAAAGUUUAGCAGACUUUGUUGCUCCAGAAGCAGAUGAUAACGAACAUCUGAUGUUUGGGAGCUCAGCGACUGCGCUGGUUCAACUCUUGAACGCCUUCGAGUACGAUCUGGUGUAUUACGGUGAUUACGACCUCAUUUUUGUGCGCCGAUCCGAAGUUCAAGCGACCGCCAAACGUUGGCGGCCGAUGCUUCAGCAGGAACUUGCAGAUACUCGUCUGAAACAACUUCCUUCUGAUGCAGGAGAGAACGUCGAGAGAAGCACCGACGAGGCCACCGAUUCGACUUUUGUUAUGGUCAGCUUUUUUCCAUCAUUCUCGGCAUCUUGGUCCCCGUUUCCCUUGUAUUCUCGUGAAAUACAAGGUAAAAGGGGUCAAGGUGAGGGGGCCGAUAUACAAUCUAGCAGACUCUAACUUUGGUGCAGAUACGCUGUCAAGAAACCUAUUGAAUGUUUCAAAUCUUGAUGCUGCGUUGUCGUUUCGUGACGUGAAUAACCUUAAGACUCUUUGCCGAAGGUAUAUGACAAGCAUGAGAGUCCUUUUUCGCGACUCUGAAAUCCUCGACAGCGAUCGUUUCUGCAUGAUUGCAGGGAAAGGCAGGGAUAAAGACACACACUCUUCAUCUCCGAGUACGAACACAAAGAUAUCCGGCUACUCUUAAGGUUCUGGAUCUGGUCUUUUGUCAUCAUGCUCUUUUGCUGGUGACGUGGUGUAAAUCAGCAGACGCCAUCGCUAUCUUUUUGAUCCUGCCUCUAGUCUUAGAUUAUUUUAUUUGGAGGUUUGGGUAGGGUGAUCGGCCCGCAAGAAGUUGUGUCAGUAUGAUGAAAGGCUCCGUCUAAUGCUCGCUUGAAACACUACGCCAGAAUUUCUGGUGGGCUCCGCCAGGCAGCGAACUCGUCACCGAAGAACAAGUGAGAGACCCAACCUUCCAAUUUUAGAGGUGCUGGAUGAGUAAGUGGCAACGUGCUCCUGCACGUCCACGUGGUGGCACUACCAGUUUUCAUUUUUUUCAGAUCGACGGACGGAAAUUCAUUUUUUUAAUCCUGUUCCUGAGCUGCAGAUGAUGAUGCAUAAAGGCUGCCUAUUUGUAGAAUCUGCCGCAUGCAGGUGGAGAUGCGCAACUACUGCAACUUCAGUUUCUUCUCUUCAACAAACAGUCGGAAAAUGCAACAUUAUUAUUUUAUUAUUAUUUUCAACUUGUCGAACCAAGAUGUCGAUGUUGAUGUAAGUAUUCCAUCGAGUUCUCCAAGUCCAACACUCGUUUGUUUCAUCGCUCCUUUAUUAUUUUUUCGUUUCGUCGAAAGACUGAACGGACACAAGUUGUAAGUCUUAUAGCAGAGUAGUUUAUAGCACGCAUGGUGCAUGGAGUGCAUGGAGUAGCAUGGAGUGCAUGGAGCGCAGAGCUUUAAGGGGCGCAAGAGGCUCCCCCUUUAGCUCCAUGCUACUCCAUGUGAUCCAUGCACUCCAUGCCAUGCGAGCCGUGAAACCUUAUAAACUGCUCUGUUAUAGACUAUUAUAGCUUCUAG
Molecule: messenger RNA, 4362 nt
Organism: Amoebophrya sp. A25
Lineage: Eukaryota; Dinophyceae; Syndiniales; Amoebophryaceae
Source: the annotation of a GenBank genome assembly